Molecule: messenger RNA, 707 nt
Organism: Hemibagrus wyckioides
Lineage: Eukaryota; Metazoa; Chordata; Actinopteri; Siluriformes; Bagridae
Product: lysozyme C-like
Exons: 4
Coding region: 90-518 (142 amino acids)
Molecular function (GO): lysozyme activity
Source: RefSeq, a predicted model, not a curated record
GACCCGUGUACACGUAUAAAAAGUGCAGAACGGAGAACACACAGGCGAUUGUUCAGACAAUUUGUGAUUAGGUCUCAGACUGCAGCACAAUGAAGGCUCUGGUGUUCCUUCUGCUCCUGGUGGUCGUCACUGCAAAACAAUAUGACCGGUGUGAUCUGGCAAGAGCCAUGAAAGCCAACGGCAUGGCUGGGUAUCGUGGCAUCAGUCUGGCUAACUGGGUUUGCUUGGCCAAGCAUGAGUCUGGCUACAACACCCAAGCCAUCAACCACAACUCUGAUGGAUCGACCGACUACGGAAUCUUCCAGAUCAACAACCGCUGGUGGUGUAACAAUGGGAAAUUCCACAGCGCUAACGGAUGUAAAAUCUCCUGCAGUCAACUUCUUACGGAUAACAUCUCACAAGCUGCCGAGUGUGCCAAGAUCAUAGUGAGACAGCAGGGCAUUACUGCAUGGGUGGCAUGGCGUAAAUACUGCAGGGGUCGUGACGUAAGCUCAUACGUUGCAGGCUGUGGAGUUUAAACAAAAUCAUGAAAUGACCAGUGCAUCACAUAAUGUGUAAUACAAUUAAAACAAAUCAGUGGUCAUGAUGAUAUCUAAUAAUGCAUUAAGAAAAGAAAUCAGUCGGUAGAUCAUAGACACUAAUUACUCAGAGCUCUUUGUAAAUCUUCUAGCAACAUUGACAAAACGCAAAUAAAGCAUCUAAAUACA